Molecule: messenger RNA, 483 nt
Organism: Aedes aegypti (yellow fever mosquito)
Lineage: Eukaryota; Metazoa; Arthropoda; Insecta; Diptera; Culicidae
Product: tubulin beta-2 chain-like
Exons: 1
Coding region: 1-483 (160 amino acids)
Biological process (GO): mitotic cell cycle; microtubule cytoskeleton organization
Cellular component (GO): cytoplasm; microtubule
Molecular function (GO): structural constituent of cytoskeleton; GTP binding
Source: RefSeq, a predicted model, not a curated record
AUGCGUGAAAUCGUUACUCUUCAUCUUGGACAAUGUGGCAACAAAAUCGCCCAGACAUUCUGGGAAACUAUCUGCGAGGAGCACUGCCUAAACGAGCACGGCCAGUUUAUAGGGAAACACUUUCUGCCACUUCAACGGAUCAACGUGUACUUUGAGGAAGCUCCCUGCUGCAAUUUAGUACCAAGGGCAAUCUUCGCCGAUCUGGAGUCGGGUGCGAUGGUCGGUUUGAAAUGUAGCCGCUUCGGGCAGCUCUUUUCCCCGGAAAGUAUGGUCAACGGGAUGCUAGGAGCUGGGAACAAUUGGGCCCGAGGCUACCAUACGGAAGGCGCCGAAAUGUUGGACAGGAUCAUGAAUGUGGCCCGAAAAAUGGUGGAAGGUUGUGAUUGUUCCCAGGGGUUCCAAAUGGUGCAUUCGAUUGGCGGUGGAACCGGAUCCGGAUUGGGAACAUUGAUGAUGGAGAAUCUGAAGGAUGAAUAUGGAUGA